This is a messenger RNA of Juglans regia (Persian walnut), 1316 nucleotides long. RefSeq lists its product as uncharacterized. The coding region runs from base 314 to 1099 and encodes 261 amino acids. The record is from RefSeq and is a predicted model, not a curated record. Gene Ontology annotation, molecular function: zinc ion binding. The transcript has 4 exons. Lineage: Eukaryota; Viridiplantae; Streptophyta; Magnoliopsida; Fagales; Juglandaceae.
ACAGAUUGGUGGGCUGUCUUCCCGCCAUUAACACCAUUCCCCAUUCUCCACCACACCUCACCACCCACUCUCUCUCUCUCUCUUUCUCGUUGUGUCUGGAAACGACAGGAAAUCUGGAACCUCCUCGGCUAUAAAAAUAGGAGUAAUAGCGAACUUUUUCGAGUGUUGUAAGGUUUCUACAAAAGCGCUCGAGAGAGAGAGAGAGAGAGAAAAAAAAAAAGUCUAAAAAAUAUUACAGCCGGAGGCCUGGUCCUUCUACUAGGCUUUUACACGCUCGUUGAAUCCUUGCAGACACUGAGAGAGAGAGAGAGAGAUGGUGAGAGAGCCAUACUCUUCAGAUAUGGAAGUUGGGAUGAACAUGAUGAACAACGACAUGAAUAUGAAGCCUGCAUGGCUUGAGGGUUUGAUGGCUGAAACAUUCUUCGGCGCUUGUGGGGCCCACGAGAAUCGCAGGAAGAACGAGAAGAACGUCUUUUGCUUGCACUGUUGCCUUAGUAUUUGCCCCCACUGCUUCCCUUCUCACCGCUCCCACCCUCUCCUUCAGGUGAGACGAUAUGUUUACCAUGAUGUCGUUCGAUUGGGUGAUCUGGAAAAGCUCAUUGACUGCUCAUAUAUUCAGCCCUACACUAUAAACAGUGCCAAAGUGAUAUUCUUGAAUCAGAGGCCACAGUCUAGGUCUUUCAAGGGCUCUGCCAACAUAUGCUGGACUUGUGACAGGAUUCUCCAAGAGCCAUUCCACUUCUGUUCACUCUCAUGCAAGGUUGAUAACAUGGUGUGCCGAGGAGAAGAUCUAUCCAGCAUUCUGUACAGGUUUGAUGAAUCCGAUUUUGCAAUUUCCCAGUUCGAGGGAUUACAGAUGGAUGGCUCGGAGAUGAUAAUUGAUGAUGAUGAUGGCCAAAUUACCACAAGCUCCAUCCUAGAGGAUCCAGUAGUACAAUACAGAGGUUCAUCAUGCUCCAAUGAGGCCACUAGCAAUUCCUUAAUUUCACGCGAACCCGAGCUGGUGAAGAAGAAGAAAGGACGGGGCUUGCUCCCCGGGAUUGUUCUCUCUCUCAGCAACAGGAGAAAGGGAGCUCCUCAGAGGGCUCCUCUUUCUUAAGAUUUGAAAACUCAAGAAAUAGAGAUCUGAAUUUUAUUAUUACAUAUAAUUUAUAUGUUAUUAGGUAACAUUAAGGCUGGUCAUGCUUAAUCUGUCUUCUGAAGCAAGUACUCGUCUGUAUUGAGUGCUAUUUUUGCAUUUUUCUUCUUUUUAACUGGAAGGUGCUUAUAUAUGACAUGACCUCUGGUGGGUGAAGAUUUUCUGCAUUUCAAGGCUA